Messenger RNA from Dichomitus squalens LYAD-421 SS1, 1425 nucleotides. RefSeq lists its product as uncharacterized. Bases 1 to 1425 code for a protein of 474 amino acids. Lineage: Eukaryota; Fungi; Basidiomycota; Agaricomycetes; Polyporales; Polyporaceae. The transcript has 3 exons. The record is from RefSeq and is a predicted model, not a curated record.
AUGAUUAGAGGCAACUCCGAUGCUUCGUACCCGUCACAAGACAGCCAAGCCAAGCCAAACCAAUCGCAUGGUCUCAAACCCAAGAUCUACACUACGCUUCGAAAGGUCCACCGUGUCAUCGACUUGAUGUUCGCAGUAGCACAGCCAGUAGUCUGCCAGAACACCAGAGUGGACGGCAGAGGUUCCGAUGCCAUCGACAACAGGGCAGACAUGGAGAACUUGUUUAUCUACUUCCUCGACAUACCCUGCAUCGACAUACCCUGCAUCGACAUACCUUACAUCGACAUAUCUCAUCCCUUGAGCGAAUCAGACAUUACUGGCUUCUCAUCCCGACCAUGCACCCAAAUGGUGCAGCUCAUCCGCGUGAUCAUCGAAAGCGUACUGGAUAUGAAAGUUCCCAUGGACCGUCUCGUGCUGCCACACGGCUCGGCUACCGUCAUUUCUAGAGGCAAUCUCGCCAAACUCCUCGUUCCGUGGGCACGUCAGAUGCUACUCGACAAAACGAAUCCUGCCUAUGACCUCGAAUACCAUCGGGAGCGUGGCCGAAAGGUUACGGACAUCUUGUCUCGGCAGAAUAUUUGCCAUGUCGCACCCGGGUGCACAUGUGCCCUCGUCAAGCCCUCCAUUGAGGCCGUGCGCUCUUCGUACCUGGAGGAUGACGUGCCUGCAGUCAUUUUCGACGGAAACGGACUCACCGUGCGCCCUGCAUCGAAGGGCCCUUAUGUCGCAAUUUCCCAUGUCUGGGCGGACGGCUUAGGCAGCUCGACCGAGCACGGGCUCCCCCUGUGUCAAGUCGCGCGACUCGACGCUCUCGUCCGGAAGCUCGUCCCGGAUGGCGCGUUCUGGCACGAUGGACUGUGCGUCCCGUCGCCGAAGACGCAGAGGCCAACCUGGCAACGCGCGAUCAGCCUCCUCGCGCGAAUUUACGCUGGGGCAGACAAAGUCCUUGUCGUCGAUGGCGGCGUCCGUACGCAGUGCUCGCUGGCGAAGCCUGUCGAGGAGUGCUUGCUGAGGAUCGCGACGUCGGGCUGGGCGCAGCGCAUCUGGACGCUUCAGGAAGGAGUGCUUGCCCGCGAGCUCUACUUCGAAGUUGCAGACGGCCUCGUCGACUGCUCGCACUUCGACGGCGACGCGUCUUUCAUCACCUCCUGUCUCAUCCCCACCCUCCGAUAUCGCCGCCACGACGGCGAUUCCAAGUUCCAGCGCCGCCUGUCGCAGCGACCACGUUGCAGUCUGAACGACCUCAUCCGGUUCAUGCGGUUGCGUUCUUUUACUUGCCCCGAAGACGAGCCUCUGGCAAUCGCGGGGCUGCUUGGGAUCGAUGCAGCACCGCUCGCAGAGAUUCGAGAUGGACAGGAGAGGAUGAAAUCGCUCCUUCUGCAGGUUCGGGAGGUGCCUCACCGCAUGAUAAUAAGCCGCAGCUAA